This is a messenger RNA of Xenia sp. Carnegie-2017, 2409 nucleotides long. RefSeq names its product WD repeat-containing protein 43-like. Gene Ontology annotation, molecular function: protein binding. NCBI's taxonomy places the organism in Eukaryota, Metazoa, Cnidaria, Anthozoa, Malacalcyonacea, Xeniidae. The transcript has 18 exons. Gene Ontology annotation, biological process: maturation of SSU-rRNA from tricistronic rRNA transcript (SSU-rRNA, 5.8S rRNA, LSU-rRNA). Gene Ontology annotation, cellular component: nucleolus. The coding region runs from base 40 to 1905 and encodes 621 amino acids. The record is from RefSeq and is a predicted model, not a curated record.
UGUUGCUAAUACUUGCACGUGUGAUAUGAAUAUGGAAUAAUGAAAAUGGACAGUAGAGUUUGCCGUUGUAAAUUUGAAAAUGAUGGUCAAUUUUUCGCCCUGAUUACUCCAGAUGGUCGUCUUAAGGUUUGGGAUUGUAAUAAUGGUAAACUAAAGCACGAUGUUACCCCAAAAAGUAGCUUACAGAGCUCACCUCUUACAUGUCUUUCGUGGAGAGUCAGCGAAAAAAUUCAAACGAAACGUCGUAAGAGAAAAGCCAAUGAAAAUAUCUCUCUAUUGGAAUCAUCUUGUGAGAUUGCAGUUGGAAGUAAAUGUGGGAACAUUUUAGUGUUCAAUGUUUUGACUGGUGAAUUUACAAAUAAUCUGAAAGAAGGACACGUGGACAGAGUGAAUGAUGUUAAAUUUCAUAGAACUUCAAAUUUUAUUUAUUCUUGUUCAAGCGAUCGUUACAUUGCCGAAUGGGAUAUGGAGACAAAGGAAAUUAAAUGCAAGUGGAAAGGUGACAAAUUAAGUGUUCAUUCCCUACAAGUAAGCCCGAAAGGAGAUUGCUUGUUAUCUGCUGGUCAUGAUAUUCGUUUAUGGGACUUGGAAACUAAAGAAAUUCUUCAAAAAUUUACUGGUCAUGCAACGUCCGUAUCUCAACUUUUGUUCACUCAACUUAAAAAUGAUCAAAUGUCCAGCUCAUGUAAAACAGAUGGUUUUUAUUUUCUGUCGUCUGCUGAACAAGAUAGAUUUGUUAAUGCUUGGAAAGUCGAUUUGAAAUCUGCUGAUAGGAGCUCUGUUGUUUCAUUUGCAAUAUCCGACGAAGCUGUCUCUAUUGAAAUCUCUCGAUUUAGUGGAAAAUCAAAAACCUUCUGCUUAGUUGUUGUAUCAUUAGAUGGUCAACUUCAAUUAUUUAAACCAACACUUAAUGGACCUGUGAAAAAACCAGUUAAUCCACAAACAACAUUACAACUAGCUACACCAGCAACAAAGGAAACAACACCUGAGCCGAUUCCUGUUAUAUCUGCUCAAUUUGUUGAUGGUUUGGAGCCUUCACUGCUUAUUGCUUAUGGAUCUGUGGCAAAACCAGUUUUUGAAACCAUUAACUACGAAACCUUGGAUGACAAUGUUUGUCUGGUGCGAGAUUACAGGCCUGGCUUACUUCUUAGAGAAGAAAAUAACAAUGAAAGAUCUGGCACAAACAAAGCUGUUGUGAAGAAUGAUCUUAUAACAACCCUUAGUGUUGAGAAUAUGGCUCUUGCUCAGCCGUCAUGUGGAGAAAGUGGUAGUAGUACUCAUAUAAAUGAGGAAUCAACAAGAAAUAGAAGCAACGAGCCGUCGAUGGAAGAUCGUUUAAAAACAAUGAGUUUAACACCGUCAACGUCCGAGGGAACAACUUCUACAAGAGGCUCAACUCCAAAAGUUGGUUCUUUAACUCAGAUGCUCGUUCAAGCAUUAAAUAGUCAAGAUAAAAAACUGCUCGAGGACGUUCUGAAUGGCAGCACAAAACCUAAAGUUAUUCAGAGUACUUUACGACGUUUACCUGUGAAUUAUGUUAUUCCGUUUUUGACAGAGCUAGUACAACGUAUACAAUCCUCGCCGUCGAGAAGCAGUUAUCUGGUACCGUGGAUUAAAAAUAUAAUGAGCAUACAUAUGGCAUAUUUGAUGACCGUACCGAAUCUUGUUGAUUCACUUGGUGGUUUAUAUCAACUUUUUGAAUCACGAGUUGGUAUUCACAGUCGUCUAUGUAAGCUACAAGGUCGCUUGGAUUUAAUGUUGUCUCAGGUUGUAGCUCAAACAGACGAAGUUAUUGAGAAAGAUCAAUUGAAUGAACCAAUGAUGAUGUACAAAGAAGAUGAUCCAGUUGGUUGUUGUCUUGAUUAUGAACUUGGACAAUCGGUGAAGCAGAACACACCUGCUUGAGCAUACUGCGCAUGCGUAGAUGUCUUUUUAAAGUGUUAUCAAGCAUGAUAUUACUUCAAAAUCGGUGCUAGAAGUACAGUUGGUCGUUGUCUUGACUAUAAACUCGAAUAAUUGGUCAAGUGGAACACGCAUGAACGAGUGGACUGUGCGUGCGCACAUGAUUUAUUAAAUUGUUCCUAAGAAUGCUAUUUCUGUUGGAAAAGUAGAAAGCAUUUACAUACAUAAUCUUAUGUGGAUAAACCAAUUGAAAAAAGACCCCAUCCACAGAAAAAUAUUGCAUACAAAGAAACAGUUUAUAAAAACGAAGACUUUGAUCCACUGGAAGCUACGGAAGCAGCCGUUGAUAAGAGAAAGCUCCUUAUUAACAGACUUUUAAAAGACUACAGCUUUACUGACGCUGUCAAUGAUGAAGAUGAUUAAAUGUGAUCAAAGAAUUUUUGUUAUGAGAACUUUGAAUUAUGUUAAUAUUUUAAUGUUGAAUAAAUUAAAAUCAACUGUUGUUUA